Messenger RNA from Anopheles arabiensis, 2550 nucleotides. Its product is annotated as UV excision repair protein RAD23 homolog B-like. Gene Ontology annotation, cellular component: cytosol; nucleoplasm. The coding region runs from base 553 to 1728 and encodes 391 amino acids. Gene Ontology annotation, molecular function: ubiquitin binding; proteasome binding; polyubiquitin modification-dependent protein binding. The transcript has 2 exons. Lineage: Eukaryota; Metazoa; Arthropoda; Insecta; Diptera; Culicidae. Gene Ontology annotation, biological process: nucleotide-excision repair; proteasome-mediated ubiquitin-dependent protein catabolic process. The record is from RefSeq and is a predicted model, not a curated record.
CAACAAAAAAAAGCACGCAAUACAUGGACGGUCGAACUGUCAGAGGGAAUUUCUGAAAAUCAUUUUCUACCUCUUGUGCUUCUUCUUCCUCCUCGCAGUAAAGGACAAAUAGUGCGAGAACGCGUUUUUGCAGUGCACAGUGCACACGGUGUUCGUGCAGAGUCAUCCCGAAAGCGAAGCAAAAAAAAAAGAAAGGAACAAACCCGUACGUUGGUACGUGCGUGUGUGAGGUAAAAGACGAACGAGCGCAGGCGGCAGAGAGCAUUUAACUUCCGAAAACCAGCUGAAGCCAGCUGGACGGCGACGACGACAAGCAGAACUUUCCUUUACAUUCGUGGCAAACGCCCGUCGAGCCCGUUCUUUGUGUGUGUGUGUGCGUGUGCACGCAUCGUGCCGUUGUGUCUGAUUGCGUGCGUGUGCCCGCGUGUUUGUGUGUGGUUCUGUGGUGAAAACACCAGGUGAAAAAGGGCUUCUGGGAAGGCGUGUAAAGGCCACGGCUAACAGCAGCGCGUUAGCAAACAUAAAAAGUCCGGGAACAGCCACGCGCCCAACAUGAAGAUCACACUGAAAACACUGAAGCAGCAGACGUUCUUCGUCGAGGUGGACGUGGAGCAGGACACAGUGCGGACGCUGAAGGAGAAGCUGCACGCGGAGAGCGGGCUGGCGUACCCGGUCGACCGGCAGCGGCUGAUCUAUCUAGGCAAGAUCAUGGAGGACGACCAUCUGCUCAGCCAGUACAAGCUGGACGAUAAGAAGUUCAUCGUGGUGAUGAGCAAAAAGCCCCCGGUGGACGAACCGGCGCCGGAGCAGAAGGAGUCGGGCGAUGGCAAGCCGGCCGACAAAGACACAGCCGCUGCCAGGGGCGAGGGCACGGGCGAACCGGCCACCAGCGCGUCCAAACCGUCCACAGGCUCCGCCGUCACCGCCACAGCCAGCAGCACCGCCACCCCAUCACCAGCAGCAGCAGCAGCAGCAGCUGCCGGUGCCCCAUCAACCGCCAGCGAUCAAAAGACAGCGGCCGCCGCCAGCCCUUCGGCGGACAGCAGCAACCCGACCAACCCAUCAACCGAUGCCGUGCCGGAGGAGAUGCGUGUCAACAUUCAGAGGCUAACAGAGAUGGGCUACCCGGAACAGAGCGCUCGGCUUGCGCUGGAAAUUUGCGCCAACAUUCCGGACCGGGCCGUCGAGUACCUGCUGUCGGAGAUGGGCGGCGGUAGCGACAUGUCGUUCGCGCUGACAGCCGCCGCCCAGUUGCAGCAGCAGCAGCAGCGACAGGGACAGGGUGCUGGUACCGGUGGUGCGGCGGCGGCCCAGUCGGGCGACGCCAACCCGCUCGCCUUCCUGCGCGAUAAUCCCGUGUUCGAGGACAUGCGUCGCAUCCUGCGGGACGAUCCGUCGAUGCUGCCGUACCUGAUGCGCCGGAUGCAGGCGAGUAACCCGGACCUGCUGAACAUCAUAGCCGAGUAUCAGGACGAGUUUCUGGCGCUGAUCAACGAGGGCAGCAAUGCGAGCGGCCAGCCGGCCGGCCAGCCGAUGUCGCGCGAGCUGGAGAGCAUUGCAGCUGCGAUGGUCAACAGCCUGACGCCCUCGGACAUGGACGCGAUCGAGCGGCUGAAGGCGCUCGGCUACCCGGAGCAUCUCGUGAUCCAGGCGUACAUUGCGUGCGAGCGGGACGAGUACGAUGCGGCCAUGUUUCUGGUGACGCAAACGCUCGACGAGGAGGAGUAGGGUGGGCGGGCGGCUUGAGACAGACGGGCAGCCCGUCAGCGACACACACACACACGCACACGAACGAACAGCCCCCGUUUUCGCGAGAGAAGAGAAUUGCAAAAGUCGGGGUGGGGCCAUCGUUCAACGGUUUUUUUUUAAAUCCACGUGAUGCACGGAAAAAUAGAUUUUGGAUUUUGUAAUUAUUCAACAAGAAGGGCGUACCCGGAUGUGUGUGCGUGUUUUUGUGCCCAUGUAUGCGGCGGGUGUGUGUGUGUAUGUUGACGAUGUUUCAAAUUUUUGCAACCCUUUGUUUAUCAUCACUUACAUUUUUAAUUCAUUAUUUUGCAAGCCCAUCCGGGCAGGUAGGAAAACAGAUUCAAAUGGAAACAAAAACUAGCGCAGCGCCCCCUCCGUUUAAUGACUGAGACGAAAGACGUCUUGCGAUUGGGAAAAUCAUCCCCUCCUCCCACACAGCUUUUGGGAAGGAAGGGAGAGCACGGUGAAGAAAAAAACACAACGAUGGGCGGAACGGGGGGAUUAGAGGUUUAUCCAAGAUCAUCUGGACCCAUGGAAAAAUGAAACGAUUAAACGAUGUUAGCGCGAAAUGAAUGGGCACCAAACAUUACGGUUAUUUCUUCUUGUUUUUUUUUUCCUUCUGUUUGUACCACAAAUAUUCACAACAAAAAAAAAACACACAAUCUAAAAAACCAAAUCUCUCUCUCUUGUAACGGCAACAACAACAAAAACAAACCAAGAAAUUGCACUACUUACGCAUUGUGCCCCAAUUUCCUCUUUAUGUUUAAAAUAAAAGCUCUGAAUUCUGGUUCGUCCAAGAAGCAA